Molecule: messenger RNA, 942 nt
Organism: Porites lobata
Lineage: Eukaryota; Metazoa; Cnidaria; Anthozoa; Scleractinia; Poritidae
Source: the annotation of a GenBank genome assembly
AUGUUUAGCAUUCACUCCGGCCGCCACGAGGAAAACAGCCUUGAUGUCAGCACCUACAGGUUUCCUUGCAAGGAAGAUGAACGAAAUUUCAGACAGCUGCCGCUUUCACGACUAGAAACACAGACAAACCUGUCAAGCAGAGCGAUGUCCAAAGAUGUAAAGGUGGAGUCCUCGAAAGGGCAGACGGUUCGGAAGAAAACAAGGAGUAUCAGCAGUAGCGAAGAUGAAGAUGAAGAUAGCACCAGGGAGUCCAAAGAAUCUCGCAACCUCAGUGAAACCUUUGUGGCUGUAAUAGCUCAGGGUAUAUUAAGCGUACCUUCAAAACGGAUGACCCUUAGUUCGAUCUACAACUUCAUCUCUAAACGAUUUCCACACUUCGACAAAGAAAAGGGCCCCGGCUGGAGAAACAGUGUACGCCAUAAUCUGUCCAGUAAUGACUGUUUCGUCAAGGCGAGCAGAGCAGAGAAUGGAAAGGGCCAUUACUGGAUGAUCCACCCAAAAGAUUUACCCGAGUUCUCAAAAGGAAACUAUCGAAGACCUAGAAAACCAAGAAGACCACGCUGCAGUCAUUCCCUGAGUUGUGCCACAGACAGAGGCUUGCUUGGACUGCCAAUAUCCGCAAGCUUAUUCCCGUAUCCCCACAAGCCGCCUUCUAGUUUAGACUUUUCCAAGCCUCAUUCUCCUGAGACUUUUUCACGUCCAUUUGGAGUAACAUCUCCGAGGUAUGAAUACUUCAGUCGCGCAGAGCCAGAGGCGCCUCGCUACCCCCUAAACCAGUUCCAAGGAUUCUCAACUCCACCUCCACCGUACGGUUUCCUUUGGCAAGACAACUCAGCCUUCAGGAAUUACAGUACGCGUUUACAAUCGUCUACCUUUCAUCCGUGUUUGUACAUGUCUCCAGUAGCACAGAAGGACAAUGUAAUGGGGAUUAAUUAUGCUUAG